GCUGUCUUGGAGUUCGGUUAAGGGGUUCUUUUAAAAAUUCGUUGCGAUUUUCGAUGAUUAACUUUGCAACCGCUGAUUUUCACGUAAUUCUUAUACGUAACUAAUUUAAUUGUGUUAAUAUUGUGUAAUUUGUGGUUCUUAAUUUACUUUGAGACUUUCCUUAAAUAUAUACCAAUUGCAUUUACACGGACCCUGUACUCGCCAGUUUACGGGCUGGAUAUGUUUGUAUAUUUAUCAUUCGUUCAAUUAAGCUGUCACGAUUCCUAAAACGCGUCAAAAAACGCCGAGAUGUGUCCGAAAGCGAAGAGAUAAGAAAUAUAGAAAGGACAAAAGUCCCACUAUGUUCUCACUAGGUGAGGGAUGCGGAUGUGUCAGUUUUCGAGGGGGGCGUCGUGCGCGCUCCAUGGGAGACGACUCUUCCUCGUGUCGGAGUUCUGAAAUAGAACAAGAAGUGCCAAAGAAGCUAAGCAAAAGACUGCUUAACGGCGAAUGCACUAUGAAGGCUCUUGCACCGUUCUUGAAGUUUUGGAAGAGAGAUACCGUCAGCAUGACCAAGGCUGAAAGAACAAUGAAAGCCGCUAUACUAAUUCAACAAUGGUAUCGGCGGUACUUGGCCCGCAUGGAGGUGCGCAGGCGCUAUACUUGGACAAUUUUUCAAAGCAUCGAAUACGCUGGGGAGCAGGAUCAAGUAAAAUUGUACAACUUCUUUAAUGCGCUGCUGAGUCAUAUGAGGGAAACGAGUGGAAGGCCGUCCUCUGAAAGAACAUCUAGGACAGCGUCUGUCAUGGAGCAGGUUUUCUCUGAGGAGUCAGACGAAGGGGGGGGUGUCGAUGAGACAGCUCCACCUAAGCACUCUCGAGGUCCUGAUCUGGAGUUCCCUUUACAGAGAAAAGACAUUGACCUGCUGAUUGAGGCAUUUAGGAAGAAGAAACAUCGCCUGCACCCGAAGCAAGUAGCGCAAAUAUUAAAGGAGGCUUCACAGAUGUUAAAGAGGUUACCCAAUAUAAAUGUAGCAACAACAUCAAUUUCCAGUCAGAUCACUAUCUGUGGUGACUUGCAUGGCAAGUUGGACGAUUUACUUGUUAUAUUUCAUAAGAACGGACUACCUUCGCCUGAAAAUCCAUACAUAUUCAAUGGGGACUUCGUGGAUCGGGGCAAGAAGGGGUUGGAAGUUUUUCUCCUGCUGCUGGCGUGCAUGUUGGCGUUCCCCGGGGGAGUAUAUUUAAAUCGAGGCAACCACGAGGAUCUUAUUAUGAAUUCCCGGUAUGGGUUUAUAAGAGAAGUUCAUCAAAAAUACAGGCACAAUGCAGAGCGUUUAUUGAAAUUAAUUGAGAAUGUAUACCGUUGGUUGCCUUUGGGAACGAUCAUCAAUAACCGCGUAUUCGUGGUACACGGAGGUAUUUCAGACACCACAGACCUGGAUAUGGUGCGAAGCCUCGAAAGGGAUAAGUAUGUAUCUCUCCUUCGACCGCCGGUGAAUGAAGGUGCCUCCCCCGCAGAAGUAAUUGAUAAGGUGGAAUGGAAGCAGGUAUUUGAUAUCCUCUGGUCGGAUCCGCAAAGCGUUGGCGGGUGUGUUGCGAACGCCCUGCGCGGAGCUGGCACGUACUUCGGUCCAGAUGUCACUGCUACUUUUCUGAGCAAGAACAAACUCAGCUUCAUAGUCAGAAGUCACGAGUGUAAGCCUGGUGGCUACGAGAUACUACAUAAUGGAAAUGUUAUUACAAUAUUUUCUGCAUCCAACUACUACGAACUGGGAUCAAACAAAGGCGCUUACCUAAAGCUCUGCGGCAACUCCUUGGAUAGGCAGUUUGUGCAGUACACUGCUGCGGUGUCUCGCACUCGUCGACUCACGUUCCGCCAACGUGUGGGCUUGGUGGAGUCGUCAGCCAUGAGGGAAUUGCAUAGCCAUAUCAUGAUGGCACGUAGAACACUAGAAGCUACUUUUAGGAGCAUGGACUUAGAUCAGAGUGGUUUUAUUUCAAUAAGUGACUGGUGCUACGCCAUGGAGGAGACGACCCACCUUGGACUUCCGUGGCGUAUGCUAAAGGACAAGCUCGUGCGCACCGAUCCCGAGACGCGCCGGGUGCGCUAUAUGGACACUUUCGACAUACCGACUAAUAAAGUUGGACGAAAGUCCGACACUCAAACUGUCGUCGAAACGCUCUACAAAAAUAAAAGAAGCUUAGAGGCAAUAUUUAAAAUUCUCGACAAGGACAAUUCAGGUUAUAUAACCCUGGAAGAAUUUUCCGAAGCAUGUCAAUUGUUGGGCAAAUAUAUGCCGAACCCAAUGACUCAAGAGCAGCUUGUCGAUAUAUGUCGUUUGAUGGACAUUAACAAGGACGGCUUAGUUGAUCUCAACGAGUUCCUCGAAAGCUUCAGGCUCGCUGAGAAAAGCUUGCACGAGGACGAGAAUACAUUAGCGGAGUUACAGGCCACCUGACAGGAGCUAGACCGUUGUCCUAGCAGGACAGCGGUCGAUAAAGACGAAAUCGGAGUCGAUAUUGAAUUGUUGAAAAUAGACGUCGAACAAACACCGAAGUAUAAGAAAAAUGGCCGAGCACCUCUAAUGGGAGAAUGCUCGAACUCCUCGAGGGAUAUAGAGGAAAUAGAAUUAACGGAUUACGCGAGGCCAAAACGAGCCGGCCUCUUGGAGAGCGAUAUUUAAGGACACUGCCUGAACCGGGCUUUAACGACAUUUCGCAUUUUAUGCCCCAGUACUUAAGGAUGAUCGUUCGUCGAGAUUAUAACUUCAAGCAACAGUAAUUGAACGGGAUAUUACACACUCAUCACGAUAUUUUUACUUCUAAACAUACAUUCGUAAGCAUAAAGACCAAAUAAUGUAUAAAAUUGUGGCGAGCACUUACUCAUAUCUAGUUAUCAUAAAUAAAUCAGCAUAUUUUUUUUUUUUUUU
Molecule: messenger RNA, 2911 nt
Organism: Nymphalis io (European peacock)
Lineage: Eukaryota; Metazoa; Arthropoda; Insecta; Lepidoptera; Nymphalidae
Gene: rdgC
Product: serine/threonine-protein phosphatase rdgC
Exons: 15
Coding region: 341-2440 (699 amino acids)
Biological process (GO): detection of stimulus involved in sensory perception
Cellular component (GO): cytosol; nucleus
Molecular function (GO): protein serine/threonine phosphatase activity; protein binding; manganese ion binding
Source: RefSeq, a predicted model, not a curated record